Molecule: messenger RNA, 2436 nt
Organism: Anthostomella pinea
Lineage: Eukaryota; Fungi; Ascomycota; Sordariomycetes; Xylariales; Xylariaceae
Source: the annotation of a GenBank genome assembly
AUGUUUCCACCGAAAACCCCAGCACCCGCGAAUCCAAUCCCCUCCUCCUCGCCCGCCUUUGGAACCCCGGCGCAUACCCUCAAACCCUUCGCUAUCGCGCCAGUCAAGGCCACCAUCCUACCUAUUCUCCUACCACCCGCGACCCUGAGACCAUUGGCCUUCCGAACCUUCACCAAGAAGCACAGCCUGACACUCACGUCGUCGGCACUACAGGAGUUAGCUGCCUUCAUUGGCCGGCACUGCGGUUCAGCAUGGCGCGAAGAAGGUCUAGCAGAGAAGGUGUUGGAGGAGGUGGCAAAGAGCUGGAAGAACCGCAAUGGUGGUGUCAUCGUUGAUGGCGGGAGCCAGGAACUCAAGGAGAUCUUGAAGACCCUCGAGGGUAACAUGAGCGGCGGAAGAGUAGUGACAGGGCGAGAGCUGAACCGGCACAACAGUUUGGCGCUGGACGCAGGGCAGGAGGCUGAUCACACAAACACAAGACUGGGUCUAAGGCCAACCAUGGCUCUAACACGCGAUGAUACUCAGACAAGCUUUGGGAUGUCAGGUCUGGGGGUGGAGGAAGAGGAUCAAGACGACGAGGGACUCAACAACCCGAGGAAGUGGUUGAAGAUAAUAAAUGCAUACGAGCAUCCGCGCAUGCUAUACAACAUUACAAAGAAGCAUUUCGAAAGGGAUCCUUCGAAACCGUCUCUUAUGCCCUCCGCAUCACACAAAACGACCUUAUUCAGGAACAGAUACAAUGUUAUACAUCAGAGGCUACUACGGAACGAAUCAUUCCAAAGCUCGGCAGUGGCCACAACAAAAGGACCACCAUCACUCAAGCGCUCAUCCUCCUCCGUUCUGACCACCCAACAAACGCACAGAAUCACACCGAUAGCCAACCUCCUCGGGCGACAUGGCACACAUCACAUGCUUCUCGGCCUGUUAUCCAUCUUACCUACCGGCAAUUUGGCAAUCAACGACCUGACAGGGACGAUUUCCCUCGACGUCUCACACGCGGUUGCCAUACCCGAAGACUCGGCAUGGUUCACGCCAGGAAUGAUUGUGUUAGUCGACGGCGUCUAUGAGGAAGAAGAGGAAUCGGUAGGCAAGGGUCUGGGCAACAGCAACGGCAUCGGUGGUAUCAUCGGCGGGCGCUUCCAGGGAUUCUUCAUCGGGCAACCGCCUUGUGAGAAGCGAAAAGCCACACUCGGCGUCAGUGGACCAGACGGCGGUCUAGACCACACCAUCGGAGGUGGGUUUGGCUGGAUCGACUUCCUAGGCGUGGGCAGCGAGCGCGCCGUUGGCUCCAAAAUGCGCAAGCUCGAACAGCGCCUCCUCCGGCAAUCCCAAUCAGACCCAGACGUGCCCAGCCGCGGACGGGUCAUCGUAGUGGGCGAGCUGAACCUCGACCAGCCCCGGGCGCUGCAAGCCCUGCGCAAGAUCCUCACCACCUACGCAAUGGAGCCCGAGGGCUCCUCGCCGAUGACGUUCGUGCUCGCCGGCAACUUCACGCAGCACGCCGUGAUGGCCGGCGGCGGCGCGAGCGGCGGCAGCGUGGAAUACAAGGAAUACUUCGACUCCCUGGCCUCUGUGCUUUCGGACUUUCCGACGCUACUGCAAACGUCGACCUUCGUCUUCGUGCCCGGCGACAACGACGGCUGGGCGUCGGCCUUCUCGUCGGGCGCCGCCGUGCCGCUGCCGCGCCGCGGCGUGCCCGAGAUGUUCACGUCGCGGAUCCGGCGGGCGUUCGCGUCGGCCAACGCCGAGGCCGGCACCAAGACCGGCGGCGGAGAGGCCAUCUGGACCAGCAACCCGGCGCGCCUGUCGAUAUUCGGACCCGCGCACGAGAUCGUGCUGUUCCGCGACGACAUGUCGACGCGCAUGCGGCGUACGGCCGUGCGGCUCAAGUCCUCAGAAGCCAACGGCGAUGAUCCCGAGAACGAAGGCCAGGACGCAGACCCGGAAAACGACUCACACACCCCAAAAUCCACCUCCAAGCCCUCAGCCCCAACCACCACCAUUGACCACGAAAACGACAUCGACAUGACCGCCGCCCUCGACGCCACCGACACGAUGGACAUCGACACCACCACCACAAUCACUACCACUACCAACCCCUCCAAACCCGCCACCUCUAAACCCUCCCCCUCCUUCCCGCACGACAUCCAAACCGCCCGCCGCCUCGUGAAAACCGUGCUGGACCAGGGCUACCUCAGCCCCUUCCGGCACGCGAUCCGGCCCGUGCACUGGGACCACGACGCGGCGCUGCACCUGUACCCGCUGCCGACGGCUUUGGUGCUCGUCGACGCCACGGCGCCGCCGUUCGCCGUCACGUACGAGGGCUGCCACGUCGUCAACCCGGGCGCCGUGCUCGUGGCCGGCCGCCGGGGCGUCGGGCGCUGGGUCGAGUAUGAGCUUGGGGGCGCGGGGAGGGUAAGGGAGUGUCUGUUUUGA